AUGUCUCACUUUCCACGAGCAUCUCGGCAGCUGCUUCGCCAACCGUCAAUCGCAAUCCCCAGAGUCCCAUCCUCGUCCUUGGGGCCAGUCGCCCAUCUACACCAGAAGGGACCUGCGCGAUCAGCUGUUGUCCACGAACAAGCACUCCCACAAGCACAGACACAAAUCCCUCCGGUGAAAGCCGCACCAUCCUCACAAGCUGAGCCAGCCAACAUCGACACACUCAUCUCCCAAAUCCCACUAGUCCAAUCUCUCCGUGCAGCCCACAAAACCUACAAAGAAACACGCCCGCACCUCGCCAUCCCACCACCGAUAAGACGGCGCCAUUUCGUGGGCGGAAGCCUUGCUGGGUCGGGGAAGCUGGCCUUUCAACCGUAUAUGUGGACCAGCUCGACCCCAGCUUCUCAACAAGAAACGAGUCCCAAGUCCGGAAAGGGUACUUCCAACAGCAACGUGACAUCAAUCUUCCACAUCGGCCGCGAUCUAUGCGGACACCCGGGCUUUGUUCACGGCGGUCUUUUGACUGUGCUAUUCGAUGAGGUCUUUGCGCGGUGCGUCUCAGCAUCCUUCCCAAGUGGACUGGGAAUGACAGCAAAUCUUAAUGUGGAUUUCCGGAAACCUGCCCUCCCAGACCGUUUGUAUAUCCUCCGCGCGGAGACAGUCAAGGUUGAAGGGCGAAAGGCUUGGGUGGAAGGGCGGAUGACAUAUCUUCCCUUGCCACUAGCUAUGCCCUCGGAUUUUGGCGGCAUUGUUCCUGAUACGGCCGGGGCGUUGACGGAAGAGAGUGAUGGGGCUGUUAUGGUUGCGGAAGGCAGGGCGCUUUUCGUUGAGCCUAAGUUUGCAGAUGUGAGUACUUGA
This is a messenger RNA of Penicillium riverlandense, 858 nucleotides long. RefSeq names its product PaaI family thioesterase. The record is from RefSeq and is a predicted model, not a curated record. The transcript has a single exon. NCBI's taxonomy places the organism in Eukaryota, Fungi, Ascomycota, Eurotiomycetes, Eurotiales, Aspergillaceae. The coding region runs from base 1 to 858 and encodes 285 amino acids.